GUUCCUCCAGUUGUUCAGUGGGUUCAGUGGCGCGGAGAACGGAACCACGAGAGACGAACAGACACGCUAAAAACGAGAAUGGUCGGUGUUGGUGGAGAAUCGCUUUCUGCGGCCGCCGCAAUUGUGACUGCGGCGCUGCUCUGUUGCACCGGUCGAGCAAAUGGAGCGGAAUACUUGGGAAAGUUCCUGGGGAAACUUUCCGAGCUGCAUCACGGAGUUUCGGGCGAGGUGUACGCGGUCGACGGCAGAACUUUGCACAUCAAGGACUUCACUUACGACGGACAGGGACCAGGAGCAUAUUUCUACGCGAGCACUUACAAAACCGCCGACAGCAAAGGUUUCAGAUUGAGGGACGAGAAUAACAACGGGGACGUUAUCAGGAGGUACAGGAAAGAAGGAGUUACCCUUACCCUGCCCGAGGGCAAGACCCUCAACAACAUCAAGAUAUUCUACGUGUGGUGUGAGGACUAUGACGUUAACUUCGGGGACGUAAAAAUACCGAGAAACUUCGACUUUCCCAGGCCGCAGAAGAUCGACAGCCUCAAAGGCGUGCACGCAAUAUCCUCUGACAACGUCGUCAUCGUCGACGCUCAAACUUUGCUAAUUCCAAACUUACAUUACGAUGGAGAAGCCCCAGAUGCUAAGUUUUGGGUAGGUCGUGGCCCCAAACCAUCUCCACAAGGAAUCAGAGUCCCAGAUGAAAACGGCAAAGAAUUACCUCUCAGAAGGUACGAUGGCAAAACUGUAGUACUCACCCUACCAGGUGACUUGACUGUUUUUGAUAUCGGUCAUUUUGGAAUAUGGUGCGAAGAGUUUACAGUAGACUUCGGACAUAUUCAGAUCCCGCAAGGACUGAACAUACCGCCAUCUUUAAAAAUGCUUGGAGUUAGUCCACAGUCAAAAUUAAACUGCGAAGUUUUGAAUGACAAGCUGGCUUUCGAAGUGCGUUGGGCAAUCGCGGGUGAAAGCAUUGUUCUUCAGCUGGUUGCCAAACUAGAUGAUAGAGAAUACAUGUCCUUUGGUUUAUCUGGAGAAGAGUCAAAGAGUGAAAUGAUUGGGGGCGAUGUUGUUGUCGCCUGGGUCGACAAGAAUACCCUGAAAGGAUACGCUCAAGACUACUACCUGGAAGACAAGUCUCAAUGUUCUGGACCUACUGGAUCUUGUCCCGAUACUAGAUUCCUUGAAAAUACUGACAAUAUUCGUCUUCUUAAUGCUGCCAUGGUUAAUGGAUACUCCAUCGUGACAUACCAAAGACCGCUGAAGGCGUCGGACAAAUACGACUUGCCCAUCUAUAAUAACAAAUCACAGGCUAUCAUUUGGGCAGUGGGUCCCUUAAACCAGAGAAAUGAAGUGUCUUUCCACAGUCACUACCUUAAAACUGAUAGCUUUAUCGACUUCGGCAGACCAGCCAAAUGGAACUGUCCCACUCCAGAAGCCGAUCCACCAGCAUCCCCACAAACCAUAGCUUCUGCCAAAAAACAUCAAGCUUCGGAGAACAGUGAAGAAGAAUAUCCUCAACCUCCUGAGGUUGAGCCAUCUACUACAACUACUGCAGCUCCUAGAAGAUCCAGCGAUAGAAGACGAGGAGGUGGUAGACCUAGAAGACCGGUUGCUGCAGCAGCUACCGAGAUCGUAGAAGAAGUUCAGCCGACUAGGAAAGAACCAACAAGGACGAGAGGCAAUAAUCGCGUAUCACAGAGAGGUGUACCUUCACCCACCCCAGUCGAAAACCGAGACGCCUGGGAAAUUCCGCCCAUUCAGUGCAACGAGCCUGAUGAUGGAGUAUUCUACGCCCAAAUGGGACCUACCGGAGGCAAAAGUGGCUAUCCGGCUAUCACAGGACACGUGGGUUGGGGUAUUUCCUGGUACAUAAAUGGCUUAUUAAUUCCUGUUAUCAAUGUUGUCAGAGGGAAAACCUACACGUUCGUCACCGAGGGUGGAGACAACCCUGAAAUUUCCGCUAAGUAUCAUCCAUUCUACAUAACCGAUGAUCCUAUUGGUGGAUACGUCUACAAAACACCAGAAGAGAAGAAGAAUGUGACAGUAUUUGCCGGAGUCGAACAGGCCAAAGACGGUAGUCUACAACCAACAGGAACGGGUAGGUUGUGUCAUUGGUCUGGAGAUCAAGAUGCCGACGAAUUCCAAUCGUUCGGUGCCUACCAGAGAACGUUACAGCUUAAAUGCGACAAAGGGGAACCAGGAUUCAUCCAGUGGACUCCGGACAAGAAUACCCCAGACACUGUCUACUAUCAGUGCUUCACCCACCGGCACCUUGGCUGGAAAAUCAACGUCCUAGACACCUGCGACGAAAUCGCCUCCGCCAGCGAAAUAAAACCCGUAGCGGUAGUACCUCCUCCAUCCUUCACAUCCGACAUCGAACUGGAGGCUAGCCCUUCAGUAGUCCAGGAAAAAAGGGUAAUGAUCCCAAACAAUAUUUUAUCCCCUGAGCUCAAAGCCCAUAAAUCUCACCCUACCGUUUCAGAAAGCACUAGCCCAUUAGAUGAUGUCACGUCGUCCUCACCCAUUAGUCAAGCGGUUACUAGCGACACGAAAAGUACAAAGAUACCUAAACGAAAAGUGUUUCGCUAUAAACGCCCCCGUCGAGUUGUUCCUGAGGAAGCGGUGAGUUCGAAAUCCCAGCCAGAAUACACACCGAUACGUCGAAACGUUAAAAAAGUCGAUUCGGACUCGAUAACUGAAGUCAAGAACGUAGAAAUCUCCCCGAUGCACGUGUCGCCAGUACGAGACCCAGAUCAUUCAGAAAUCGACUUAAAAUCUCUCAUGAAUAAAACCAAAUCCCCAAUAAAAAACGAAAUCAAACCUGACAUUGACCCAGAAGGCCAGAUUGGAGUCAUUGAGAUCAAGGGAGAAGAAAAAAUCGAGAAGAAAGAAACCCUUAGUCACACCAACCCUCCAAGAAGAAAAAAAUACAUAAAAGUUUUCAAAAAAACUAAAACCCAAAACGCAGACAAGAUAAUUCAUACCAGAAGCCUACUACAGUCAGAUUUUGAACCUGAAACAGCUGCAGCUGACAGAGUUGAAUCAUACUAUCUCCCUCCAGCAGGCCAAUCACACAAACCCAAAACAUCUUCACCAAAGCAACCAUCAAACAUUGAUUUCGAGACUGUAACCGCUAGUAGAUCAUCAGCAGCCUCCUCAUCACCAAAAUUAAGUGGAGGAAGUUCACCUCCAGACGUACUUGUGACGUACGAUGGUAAAAGAGUCUCUGGGGCUAGUCUGACAACAAGACCGUUUCAAAAAUCAACACUUUUAAGCCAAAGGGGUUCAAAAGCGGCAGAAUUGAUUAAAGCCAGGCCCCAAUUUGUGCCUUUUAAAGGUGAAUUACCACCUUUGAACCCGGAUGUUUUAUUUGACACCAAGCACGUGCAGCGGGAUUCGAACGUAGGUGUUCUGAGCAGGGAUUUGGACACGCCGCUUCCUCCACCAUCUGGAUCCACCAAAUUAACCAGAAUCAGAUGAGAAUGUAACGGAUUGAUAGUCAAUAUAGUUGCGUUUAAAUUGUAUUUGAUUCACUUUCAUAUAUUAAGAUUCUAAAACUUAUUAUUUUUUUUACAAAUUGUAUAUUCAGAAACUGCAUGUUAUUCAUUUGUAAAUAUAUUUUAAUUUAAUUCUGGCAAAAGGACAUUCAAUGUUAUUUGUCGAACGUAUUUUGCACUAUUUUAUGUGUAUUCUAUAUACGUAGUUAAAGAUAGUUAAUUUGUAUAUUUCUUACGUUGUUUUUUAUAUAUAAAUAUAUUUUUUACAUACAAAUUAUGUUUUUGCAUUAAAACCAAUAGCCGUAGCACCUCCGCCAUCUUUCACAUUCAUCGUCGAACUGGAGGCUAGCCCAUCAGUAGCCCAGGAAACAUGGGUAGUAAUCCCAAACAAUAUUUUUCCCCUGAGUUCAAAGCCUAGAAAUCUCACCCUACCGUUUCAGAAAGCACUACCCCAUUAGAUGGUCACGUCGUCCUCACCCAUUAGUCAAGUGGUUACUAGAGACACGAAAAGUACAAAGAUACCUAAACGAAAAGUGUUUCGCUAUAAACGCCCCCGUCGAAUUGUUCCUGACGAAGCGGUGCGUUCCAAACACCAGCCAGAAUAUACACUAAUACAUCGAAACGUUAAAAAAGUCGAUUCGGACUCGAUAAUCGAAGUCAAAAACGUAGAAAUCUCCCCGCUGCACGUGUCGCCACUCCGUGACCCAGAUCAUUCAGAAAUCGACUUAAAAUAUCUCAUGAAUAAAACCAAAUCCCCAAUAAAAAACGAAAUCAAACCUGACAUUGACCCAUAAGGCCAGAUUGGAGUCGUUGAGAUCAAGGGAGAAGAAAAAAUCGAGAAGAAAGAAACCCUUAGUCACAUCAACCCUCC
Sitophilus oryzae (rice weevil) is the source of this 4368-nucleotide messenger RNA. It is a transcript of the gene Skeletor, whose product is annotated as protein Skeletor, isoforms B/C. The record is from RefSeq and is a predicted model, not a curated record. Bases 79 to 3480 code for a protein of 1133 amino acids. Lineage: Eukaryota; Metazoa; Arthropoda; Insecta; Coleoptera; Curculionidae. The transcript is spliced from 13 exons.